AGUUGGGAUGGGUGAAGGAAAAGUAAAUACCUUGUUGCGAGUUUGUAGACCGCGCCAGGUUAGCGGUCCUUUUUCCCUAUUCACGUGACAUCGGCUAGAAAUAUACCAAAACAUCACGACAUUUUCACUCAAAAUGGAAUACUGCGUCGUUUCAUUUAAAUCGUUUUUAGUGUAUUUCUUAAUCUUGUCUUUCUUUUCUGUGUGUCUAAUACGGUGUAAAGAUGAAGAGAAGAAACCCGUGAAGCAGUGCUUCAUCUGCCAGAGCAAGUUUAAGAAUCAGAUACAAAAACACUGUCCAGGUGACGGCGUCAUCGAUAAGAACAGCAUCAUCGUCUACAAGGACAACUGCACUGGGCACUGCUUCACCAGAACAGACGACCUUGACUCUGAACUGGUGUACAGGGGCUGUACGGAUCUGCUGUGGAGGCCGAGCCUGCCGGAUCCAUUGCCGGAGGAUGGAUGUUACACUUACUACGAGGAGAUCUGGUGUAUCUGUAAGACGGAGCUGUGUAACGGGCAGCCUCUAGGGAAGCCGACUGCCGAUUUUGAAGCUCAUUUACCACCACCCGAUGUUGAAUCUGGAUGCAGAUCAAGUUUUACAGUCACUUUUUACUUGACUGUUUUAAUACUUAUUUUCGUAUAACUGACUUUUAUAAAUAAAUUUUUUACUUUUCUACAAAAGGUUUUGGCUUUGAUUACGUAUUUACUCGAUCAGCACCCUUAGAUUUUAAAUCCCUCCACCCAUAAAGACAAAUAAAUAUAACAAAAAUCUCAAGUAAGCGUGCAAGUCAAUUUUAACUCUGGGUCUCCAUUUGCUUUGCAGCAGAUGUAAAACUCAUAUAUUGACCUCACAAUUUCUAUGAUAUCCAACACUGGGACUUACAGCAGUCUAACUCACGGCUAAGCGUUGGCAUCAAUAUAAAUUUUUAUUUUAUUUUUAUUUAUAAUGAAUUUAAUUAUUUUA
This is a messenger RNA of Gigantopelta aegis, 964 nucleotides long. RefSeq lists its product as uncharacterized. The transcript is spliced from 4 exons. The record is from RefSeq and is a predicted model, not a curated record. The coding region runs from base 134 to 643 and encodes 169 amino acids. NCBI's taxonomy places the organism in Eukaryota, Metazoa, Mollusca, Gastropoda, Neomphalida, Peltospiridae.